ACAAAAAGGUGAACCACUUACAAGUAAUUCUUUGUUUACAUUAUUUUCGCAUAGUCUUGUCUUACAUCUUGUGAGUUUCUGUCUCUUACUCUUAAUAUGCAAUCUAAUCUGCAUCAUGUUGUUUCUCAAUUAACCCUUCACUUACUAGUGUUCAAGUAAGUUCCAAAGAUAAUGAAAAAAGAGACAACUCACUUACCUAUUAAUACGAAUUAACUGGUAAGAUGAUUUGAGUUUUAUAUUAAGAAAUUUGUUAACUCUUGUUCUUGCCUAAAGUCUUAAUAUCAAAUGCUAAAGUGCGAUGGAAAGGAUUCCCUCAAUGAUAUUUGAUCCAACUGAUGCAGCCUGACUAUAGUGGUUAUUGACUCUGUGAUCUUAUAAUCUAUGGAGAAAAAUAAUGAUUCUUGAAAGCCCAAGAUGAGAUUGAGAAUUCGUCGUUCUCAUAUCUAUCUUAUUUUGAUAUUAGGAUUGCUCUCCAUUGGCUGGACCUUGUUCAUUCGACUUGAUAAAUUUAAAACACCACCAUUGAUUGAAGGUAACGAUCUCAGCGAGAAGUACAAAUUUAAAAGUAACCUGUCACCUACAGCUUCUGCACCAAUAUUAUUAGGAAAAAUUGAAAACGACUCCUUCAGAUGUUUUGGCUUCAAAAAAAUUGACUGCUUGAUCAAUAAUGAAUAUUCUGUUGGCUGUUACAAAACUAGCGAUGACAUGGUCUACGUACCUUUUAACUUCAUCAGGCGUUACUUCGAUAUUUAUGGAAAGUUGAUUAAAACCCCAAACAAACAAGAAAUUUUCAAUUGGGAACACAGUUACUCUAAAGUUUAUUACCCAAAAGAAGCGUAUGAUUACAAAAGCACCUAUCUCUGGUUUGACAAUUACAAUGUAGAAGUACGAGAUAGAGUUAAAUUAAUAUCUGGCCUCAAAGGUGUUCCAAUCUCAACUCAAUGGGAGCCCCGUGGUCAUUUUUAUCCGAUACAAAUCGCCCAAUUUGGUUUAAGUCAUUUCAGUAAAAGUUUAACUCUAGGAAAACCGAGGGUUACAAUCUUGGAAGACGGUUUUUUUAAACAGGAUUAUUGGCAUGUGGCUGUUAAAGGUAGCCGGAUACAAAUUCAUUCCAUGGAAGAUAAUAGUGAAAUUGAUGCCGAAACCAGCUUUCCAACUAUUGGAGAAAUGAAAAGAGCUUUCAACGAUAACAAUGACAAUAAUAAUACCGUCAAUAUCAAUAACAAAGUAUUAUUUGUUGAUGGAGAAGCUAUCACGUUCAAACUUAAAAGAAAAAAAAUGCAUAAUGACCUCACUCUAUCUUUGCGUGUCAAACCAUUGGAUAAAUUUAGUUUCACCGUGUACCUUCAAAGUGAUUCUGGUAACUACGAAUAUGCCAUUUCCUAUGCUAAUACAAAUAUUGAUUUUGAUGAAAAUGGACCAACCUAUGGUUUCGGUGAAAGUAAAGUCUGGCAUCAUUUAACUCGUGAAUUAGGAGUCGACUUCCAAAAAGCUUGCACUAUUUUGGAUAAAAAAUUACCCAUCAAAAUGAAAAAUUUACACGUGUCCAAGAUAAUCUUUAAAGGAAAAGCUCUAAUUGACGACGUUAUCCUAUCUUCUAGUGCUCAUGAAUCUCAUUUUUUCUCCGCUGUUCGUUGGUUACUUGAAAAUCAGGAUGAUUUAGGUGGUUGGCCAAUUAAAACUACUCGAAAGCUUUCUAAUGGGGCCUUAAUAUUGAAACCUGGUUGGUAUUCUGCAAUGGCUCAGGGACAAGCAAUCUCCUUGUUAACACGAAUGUACCAUUAUGUUGGUGAUGAAAUUUACCUGAAGGCAGCUACUCGUGCUCUUAGUUUAUUCAAUGUGAGCUCAGAAAAAGGAGGAUUUCGGACUUAUUUUCUGGACAAGUAUCUUUGGUUUGAAGAGUAUCCCACGAUUCCUAGCAGUUUUGUCUUGAAUGGAUUUAUUUACUCUCUGUUCGGUUUGUACGAUUUGAAGAUGAGCUGUGCUAAACAAUGUGAAACAGUCGAGGAAUAUUUCAAGAAAGGUCUUGAAUCUUUAAAACACUUGCUAUCUCUUUAUGACACUGGAUCUGGGACACUUUAUGAUUUACGGCAUUUUUCGUUAAAAACUGAACCAAAGAUUGCUCGUUGGGAUUAUCAUACAACUCAUAUCAAUCAACUUUUGUACCUUAAUACACUUCUCAAGGACCAAUAUCUAUCAACAGUAUCAAAAAGAUGGAUUGGUUAUUUAAAAGGAAAAAGAGCUGCUCACAAUUAAAAUGAAAUUUAAAACUGUAAAACUAAUGAUUUUGAAUGAUAGUCUAUGAGUUAAUACUUACUUCUCAUAAUUACAAAAAAAUAAUUGUUGUAUUUCAAAUUUUAAGAAAUAAAUGACCAAUAUUGUGAUUUGUAAAAUAAUACAAUAAAAGAAAUGUUCUCGAUCAAAUCGAACCAAAUGA
This is a messenger RNA of Tetranychus urticae (two-spotted spider mite), 2437 nucleotides long. It is a transcript of the gene Hsepi, whose product is annotated as D-glucuronyl C5-epimerase. NCBI's taxonomy places the organism in Eukaryota, Metazoa, Arthropoda, Arachnida, Trombidiformes, Tetranychidae. Gene Ontology annotation, cellular component: Golgi apparatus. Gene Ontology annotation, biological process: heparan sulfate proteoglycan biosynthetic process. The record is from RefSeq and is a predicted model, not a curated record. Gene Ontology annotation, molecular function: heparosan-N-sulfate-glucuronate 5-epimerase activity.